This is a messenger RNA of Colletotrichum higginsianum IMI 349063, 1401 nucleotides long. Its product is annotated as Upf0665 family protein c. The record is from RefSeq and is a predicted model, not a curated record. The transcript has a single exon. Bases 1 to 1401 code for a protein of 466 amino acids. Lineage: Eukaryota; Fungi; Ascomycota; Sordariomycetes; Glomerellales; Glomerellaceae.
AUGCAUUACAUUCGCCUCCUCCGAGCACCGAAGCUCUCUUACGAGAAAGGCAGAAAGCACCCCUGGUCUCUCAACAUCGUCCUUUCCGUCACCACCGACCUCGGCGACUCCUUCCUGAGUCCCGACGACAAUGAACCCGUCAAGAUCAACAUCACCGCCGGCUGGGAGAAGUCUUCAGGCCAUCAUGAACACACCACUAGCUCCAUGGUUCUGGCCGCGGAAAAGACUUUGCGCUGGACCCCCGGCAUGCGCGUCCUCAAGACCGACGUCCCUGUCCAACACCUCGCGGGCCCAUCUCUCUCAAGCCCCGGCCCCGGCUCAGGACCACUGAGGGUUCUCGUGCGCGCGGCCGGGGGCAAGUCGGCUGAGCUGGCGACCGGCGUCGCCUUGGCCGGAUUCGAGGGGGACUGCGGCAAGAUUAUGCCAGUAUGGGCCGAUGUGCAGAUGCCAGGUUCCGACGUGGCGCCCACGACGUGCGUGAGGAGGCUUGGGCACGGCGAGCGCAAGUCGGAGCCCUUCAUCGAGAUCGAAGAGGACAUUGGCGAGAGCAUCGCGCGGCACAUCUGGGAUGCCGGGCUUAUGGCUGUCUCGCGGGUCUGGCUGGCCAACGACACGGAGGCCCACGGCGCCGAAAGGCAUCACUGGCGCAUGGACGCCUUCCACGGGCUGCUGUUCCGGGGAGGGCCGCUCAACGUCCUCGAGCUUGGGUGCGGCGUUGGGAUCCUCGGCAACGGCCUGGCGCAGGCCAUGACCAGGACGGACCCGGAGGGCGCGAGCAACAUCCUCAUGACCGACCUCCCCGAGGCGGAGCAGCGCGCGAAAGCCAACAUCGCACGCCUGGCGAGGGCGGGGACGGCGUCCAUCCGCCCUGAAUACGAGAACCUUGACUGGGACGACGGCCGCAGGGGCGACCUCGGCGCGCUCGUGAAAGCCAGGUCGUGGCACCUCAUUGUCAUGAGCGACUGCACCUACAACGUCGACGUGCUCCCCUCGCUCAUCAACACCUGGACGGCGAUCCACGUGCACAACCUCUCCCUGCACAGCCCCGACAGCGGCGGAGGCCCCACGCUGCCGCAGACUACGUACGUCUACGUGGCGUGGAAGAAGCGGCACCCGGACGAGAACGAGUUCUGGCACCUCGUCGAGGACGCCGGCUGGAUCCUGCGCGAGGAGGACAUCGUCGACCUGCCGGUGCUCGGCGGCGAGACGGAGCGCAUCUUCUCAUACCUGUUCAAGACGCGCUCGCAAAAGUACGAGAGGGGGCCCGAGACGGGGACCUGGAGGUGUCUCGACAACGCCUACUCGAAGCCCUCGUUUGAGCAGCUGAUCAAGCGGUUCCCGGGCGAGGCGCAGAGGGUUUAUCCGGAUCGGUUCGCGGAAUAUCAAGCGGCGGCAAAGUAG